Anopheles bellator is the source of this 3054-nucleotide messenger RNA. It is a transcript of the gene omd, whose product is annotated as integrator complex subunit 5. Gene Ontology annotation, cellular component: integrator complex. The record is from RefSeq and is a predicted model, not a curated record. The transcript is spliced from 4 exons. Lineage: Eukaryota; Metazoa; Arthropoda; Insecta; Diptera; Culicidae. Gene Ontology annotation, biological process: snRNA 3'-end processing. The coding region runs from base 1 to 3054 and encodes 1017 amino acids.
AUGAUCAAACAACCAGUACUGGCCGAGUUACAGUAUUUCGUCAACAGCGUUUCGCUGCUGUACAAGGGCGUUCCGCCGAAGGACACGGGAGCGCUGGUUAAGAGUUCCCUACACCUGCUGGAGGAUCUGCCAUCGACGCGCGAAGCGGUGUUUGAGUACUUUACCCUCGUAUUUAAUAAUGCCGUGAAACAUUACAUGAACAAUGUGGAGAAAAACAUCCACGACCCCUCGGCGGACGAUGAAGCGGUGCAGGAGAUACAUGAAGCGUUGGAGCGGUUAGUAGCGUGCGGACCACCGGCCUGGUCGCCGAUGAUAUCGUCCUGGUGCCUGAAGCUGUUGGGUGAACUUUGUAAAAAGCACGGACGUCGCCGCCCACCCGACAUACGUUCGUCGUGUAAUUUGUGGCUUGGAUGCACCACCAUUCGCUACCUCGUGAGCCUUACGGCACUGUGCUUGGAGAAGCUGACGGAUGCCGAGGUGGACGGGUGCAUCGCCGAGUUGCUGACGAUUUACGGAUCGCACUCGCCGUCGUUCGAUUGGGUGGUUGCCCGGCUGGGAGGAUGCUUUCCGCUGAAGGUGAUCUCUUGCAUGGUGACCGCGGGAUUGAAGCGCUUUGGUGGAGAUUACGAUCAAGUGUCCGACUCGGAGGUGGAAAUUCUUAGCUACCUCGGAUUGGCGCACGAAAAUGACCUACGCUACGCCCUGAAGUCGACGCUCGAGGCUGAACCGAUGGUUGUUCUGACCGUUCCUUAUUUGCUCCUGUUGGCGAAAUCUUCGGACACCAUCUCACAAGCUCUGGUGGCGGUGUUUUUGGACCUAUAUAACGAAAAGCGGUUAGAAUCGGCAAAAAUCAACCCGAAACACUGGCCACCAAGUUUUAAUCUCUCGUUCGUGCUGCACAUGGUGGCCGGAUUGUUGCUGAAAAUUAGGAAAAACUCCACAUCGGUAACGCUGCUGCUAGCCAAACUGGCCGGCAAACACGGCUGGUGCCAGGAGCUGCUGGAAGUACUGUUCGUGGAUUUGGAAACGCUCGUGCUGGACAAACAAACGGCUCCUCUGUUGGAAGAUAUUUUUCACGAGGGUUCGCGGGAAGCAUUGUGGAAGAGCAGUAUUUCGGACGCGCCCUACCAGCAGCAGGUGGCCGUGAGGUUGAUUUUGCUCGCAAGCUUCAAGUCCAACUCAAUCUUCCAUCAGUCAAUCGUGUACCUGUUGUCGGUGAACGACGGCGAAACGGCCAGUCUAACCGAUAAACCGCACCUCAACUCACUGGCCCGACUGCUCGGGGGACCACACGGAACGUCGGAAGUCCCAAAGAUACGACCUGCGUUCGAGACUGCGAUCGAGAAAAUACUGCUCGCUCCGAACGCACGCACGGUCGGCUGGAACAUUCUGCACAACAUGGUGGAGUUGCUUAAACUGGAACGUGUGGCUCCGGCGGGUAGCUUGCUGAAAAAGAGCAACUGUGGCGGAACGUUGUCCGAGCUGCUCGAUAAGGUGCUGCAGGUGUGGGAAAAGUUUAUGAUCCUAGAAAGGCAAGAACCACGCAUCGCAGCAGAGCAGGGCUCGAGGACACAUGAACAUGGCAGAACGGGUGGGGGUACUGCGAAGAGAAUCAAACUGGAACCAGAUGCAGAACCGAUGGAGAUAGAUGAUCCAAUGGAGGUUGGUGGGUUAAUAAACGGUGCUGAUACCAGUGGGACGGUCGGUGUGCCGGACUUAAUCCACGAAUCGGUACGCCUGGUCGAAUGUUUGGACAUAGCCAAACCGACUGCGAUUGGUACGGCAGAAGCGCUGAAACUGUCACAGCUGUUGGUGAAAUAUUUCUUCUUCUGCCUGCAACUGUCCAACGCCGACGCCGGUGCCAGCGGUCACUGUGCCGAAACUUCCGAGGAACUGCUGCAGCGCGUGUAUCUACUGCUUUCUAGGCACUGUGGCAACCGGAAAGCGGCUCGUACUGCGGCACUGCGUGAGCUCCUCGAAGGUGCACUGUUUAUGCAUGGGGAACUGUUCGGCUCGCAGUCGGAAGCGGAACCGUAUAGCUUCGAUAAAUCGGGCGGUUUGCUGAUAAAACUAAACCAAAAGCAAGGCAUUGCGUUAAACGCGUCGCGGGCCACUGUGCUACACGCGGGCAUCAUUGGGCAGGGCCCGAAGGUACCGAGCCGGGAGGCGGCCGGACCGGGAAUGGCGAUGCAAAACCGAUUGCUGAAUGCGAUCGUAGCGUGUUGUCAGGAUGUGAACGACCAUCAAGCCACGAUUGAUGGCUUCAGCUACGUCUCGCUGCUCCUGGUCGAGCUGAUAUCACCGGACGUCAUGUACAAUGGAUUACCGUGGCCGGAGGAAGAGUUCACCAAGGUGACGAUGGAGCGCGAUCUCCAGAUAAGGCGCACGUUUCGCCAUUCACCAAUCUUGUGGUCGAUCUUGGGGUUGAUCGCGUGCUACCGGCCCUCGCUUUGCUACUGCUCGGUAUUGCUGCGGGCUCUUUGCGCUUCUGCCCUGCAUCAGUGGCGUUCGAAGUCGGCCGAAACACUAAACGGACAGAAGACGGAUCUUAUGUACGUGACGACGAAACUACUUGAACUGAUGGCUCUCGCUCAACUAUUGCCCCCGCCAUUGAGCUACCUACACAUUGUCCUCGAGUACUUCGAUGGUCCAGAGAUCACCUACGUGCUGAAGGAGUGCGUGUGGAACUACAUGAAGGAUCACGUUCCGUCGCCCGUGCUGUUUGUCUGCGAUCCAACAGGCUUUCAUUGGCGUGAUCCGCUAACGUCGCGACCACCGCUGCAGUACACUAAUCCGCUCCGUAACACAAUGCAGAAAAAGCUCACCAAGGUUGGUCAUCUUUACUAUCAGAUGUUUGUUGGCCCAGAGCUACGAAACCCUUCGCCCACCGUCAAUCCGCAGUCACAACAAGGAUCCAUUACUGCAACAAAUGCACCUUCGAGCAGCAACGGCAGUGAACAGGGAGUUCAUAAAACAGCAGGACCUCAUGGACCUGGCCUUUCGCUAUCGGCCGGCACUGUUCCACAGCCGGGACCGAUUGUGUUAGUUGAUUGA